AGUUAUCGGAAAAUAAUUUAGAAACAGUAAUCUGUCGUUGUUGUUGUUGUUGUUCUUACUGUGAGAAGUAUAUGUAUAUAUAUACACACAGAAAUGAAGUUCAUUUUAGCAGCACUUUUACUUUUACUUGCAUCAAUAAGUCGAUUAGUUGUUAUUCAUAAUGGGAAAAUUGGUCAAAAAGAAGUUGUUGUUUCAAUACCUAUUCAUGAAUGUUAUCAUCAUGUUACAAAUCUGCAUACAUAUCCUCGUUGGAUACCUUCCGUUUUGUCCAUAGAAAAUUUGACGAAAUCAUUCCAUCUUGCUAUUGGUGAAGAAUUUGUUAUAGUGGUUGAUUAUGGAUUUUUAGGUACUAUGUCAUAUGUUGCGCAAAUAUUAUCUGUUGAGCCAAAUACUAGCUUCAGCUUUAUCCUAGACGACUGGUUAGAGACAAGAUUUGAUUUCGCAUUCACCUCUAUUGACCAAGAAAAAUCCAGGAUGAAAUUAACCAUCAGCUCAAAUAAAAAUAAUAUGUUUUAUAAACAUAUCAUCUUACCAAUUGCUCAUUUAUACUAUACAAAUUGGUUAACACAAUGUUUAUUACGUUUUCAAUUAGCAUAUUCUUAAUGAAUAAUUUGAACACAAAUUUAUAUACAAAAAAAAGUAAAAAAUAAAGAAAAACAAAGAGAAAAACAAAAACAAGAAAAGAAAUUUAAUGAAUCCCAUAGUGUAAUAAAAAAAAUAUUGAUUUUUAUGGGAUUCAAUUAUGGGAUAAUCGAUUAAGUGCCUAUAUAUUAUCAUUGUACUGCAUAAUAUUUCGAAUUGUUUGUUCUUUUUUAUAUUCGAAUACUGAAUAAAUUGUGUGUGUGUGCUUUUUAUUGAAAAAAAC
Messenger RNA from Schistosoma margrebowiei, 865 nucleotides. NCBI's taxonomy places the organism in Eukaryota, Metazoa, Platyhelminthes, Trematoda, Strigeidida, Schistosomatidae. The record is from the annotation of a GenBank genome assembly.